Saccostrea cuccullata (small rock oyster) is the source of this 3754-nucleotide messenger RNA. RefSeq names its product receptor-type tyrosine-protein phosphatase alpha-like. The record is from RefSeq and is a predicted model, not a curated record. Gene Ontology annotation, molecular function: protein tyrosine phosphatase activity. Gene Ontology annotation, biological process: protein dephosphorylation. The transcript has 26 exons. Bases 191 to 3508 code for a protein of 1105 amino acids. Lineage: Eukaryota; Metazoa; Mollusca; Bivalvia; Ostreida; Ostreidae.
CAUGUCUUUAAAAAUGUAACUUGACUCCUUCAAUGUUUAUUUUAAAAAUGUAUAAGAGCUGUCAAAACAAAAUCAGUGAUGUUUGAAUAACUUGUUUAUCAAGUAACAGCAAAUGGGGUAGAGUUUUCGCUCUGUUGCACUAUAUUAUUAACUUCCUCAUUGGUAAGAGUGUCUCCUUCACCACGCCGCCAUGCUAGCUUUGGGUCUGAUAAUAACAGUACUACCUAUUGUUUAUGGAUAUGAAAAUAUAGCUUUCAAUAACCCAACGUACCAAGCGCAUGUUUACUACAGUUCCAAUAGAAAUUACGGACAAGCUACCUUUGAUUCCAGUAAUGCUGUUGAUGGACUAAAAAGUGUGUUAACAGCCUACGGAGGACAAUGCACGAUAUCAGCUGAUGGGUACAGUAAUCUGACUUGGUGGGUAAACUUGACGUCCAUCCACAGCAUUCAUGAUAUAACAAUAUACUACAGGACAGACGAUUCCACAUGGGGUUUUUCAAAUGGCUACACUACCCGAUUUUUGGGAUUUUACGUUUAUGUUUCCAACACAACAAACAGACAUCAUGGUUAUCUAUGUUUACACGAUGAAAAGUACACUAGAGCCACAAUACCGGCUGUUGUCAAUAUAAGGUGCCCUGUUCAUGGCCAGUACGUCAUAUAUUACAAUGAAAGACCCCAGCCUUCACGUGAAAAUGCCUGGGAAUUGUCCCAAUAUGCACACGUUGAAUUGUGUGAAGUUGAAGUUAAUGGCUGCCAAAAUGUAGGAGUCUAUGGUCCAGAUUGUUCUCUCCCUUGUCCUGAUACAAACUGUCGUUAUUGUCACAUAGAGACAGGUGCAUGUCUGGGAUGUAAACCUGGGUACAAGGGACAUCAGUGUGAACUACAAUGUGAUAACGGAACAUACGGCUCUGUAUGUGGAGAGAGUUGUGGAGCGUGUCAGGAAUACAAACAAUGUCAUCACAUCAAUGGGUCUUGUCUCGAAGGCUGUGAUUCUGGGUUUGAAGGGGAUCUUUGUAAAGACGUUUGUUCGGAUGGAAAAUUCGGUAUAACCUGUAUGGAACAAUGUGAUGAAAAUUGUGGUGUACCUAGCAGAUGCAAUCGAACAACUGGUGAAUGUUUGGGCGGUUGUCAGCCUGGUUUUGAGGGACUUCAGUGCAAAAAUGAAUGUUUAAACAAAAGGUUCGGCAAGAACUGCAGUCAACACUGUGGCAAGUGUCUAGAUGGAGAUAAAUGUCACAAUAUCAAUGGAACAUGUUUAAAUGGAUGUAUUCAGGGAUAUAAAGACUUAUUAUGUUUAACAGUAUGUGAUCCAGGAACGUAUGGCAUGAAUUGCUUAAAGAACUGUAGCAGCCACUGUGUAAAUAAUACUUGCAAUCCACAUAAUGGAGAAUGCCCUGCAAUGUCGAAAACGUCUCCUCAACAAGGCAAUGGUAACAAUAUUGGGACGAUCAUUGGUGGGGUUUCUGGAAUUACUAUCGCGUGUAUCGUCGUUGUUAUAGCAGUUCUUACUUUAAAACGAAGGCGCAGUUUAAAGAAAGAUAACAGGUCCAAAGCAGAUACAAACAGAACUCAAAAUUCAAAUAAAGAAAUACCCGAAACAAAUUUCUCAAGCAUUAAUUCAAAUCAUUGGUCAUCAACUGAUCAAGGAAAUAAAAGUAAGAAAACCAGAAUGCAAAAACUGCUAAGCGUUCAAAAAAGAAAUGAUGAAGUUGAUGAAGAUGUUGAUGAGCAAAUACAUUCGGAAAAUCCUUACGGAGAUUUUUAUGCAAACGAAGUAGUGAUUCGGGACAUACCUCUAGAGCAACUGGAUACAUAUAUAGCUGAAAAAAGGAAGAAUAAAGAUGAUGGGUUUCAGAGGGAAUAUGCGACUUUGCCAUAUGGAGAAAGAUACAAGUGCGAAGCUGGAAAGAGAGAAGAAAAUCUUCUCAAGAAUAGAUAUAAGACAACGUUUCCAUAUGACCACUCCAGAAUAUUACUUAAAACUGAUUCGGCAUCUGAUUACAUAAACGCUAAUUACAUACAGGGUGCAAAGCAAGAACAACAAUAUAUUGCUGCCCAAGGACCAAAACAGAACACGGUAAACGAUUUUUGGACAAUGGUUUGGCAGGAACAUGUAUCCAUCAUUGUUAUGUUAACCAACCUGAAAGAAGGGAAUAAGACCAAAUGUGCGAAGUAUUGGCCGGAAGUUAACCAGAACAUAAUCUACGGAAAGAUGUCUGUGAAAAUGAUAGAGGAAAAGGAGUACGCAUUCUACAGUAUUCGUAAAUUUAACAUUAACGACAAGGAGUCAAAAAGGCCUCGUUUUGUAACACAAUACCAUUACACUGCUUGGCCCGACCAUGGGACUCCUGAACCUCUCUGCCUUGUUGUGUUCCUUUAUCACGUGACGAAAACAGGCACCAAUAAGAAUGACUCUCCAAUUGAUGUACACUGCAGUGCAGGAAUAGGAAGAACCGGGACAUACAUAGCAAUAGACGUUCUGAACAAGAUAGGAAGAAAGACAGGGAAAGUUAACGUCGCAGAGUAUGUCAAGAAGAUGAGAGAAAGCAGGAUGAAUAUGGUCCAAACCUAUGAACAAUAUAUGACCAUAUUUCUUUCUUUGAACGAAAUCUUCAAAUCGCCGGUGAUGGUCAAAACAAUUGAGGAAUUUACGGCAAAUGCAAACGCCAUGACAGUAGACAAACCAGCAAAUCAGAACACGCUUCGAAAAGAAUUUCAGCUUUUAAUGAAAAUACAACCUAAAUAUAAUGAAGAUGAUUUCAAGCUGGCAAGGGAUGGUUGUGGGGAUAUCCAUUCCAGUCGUUUAUUGCCACUGGAUAAAUACAGUGUUCAUCUUUCUUCUACCGUCCUUAAACGAGGAAACUUCAUCAAUGCAGUAUCUGUUCCAUCGUACACUAACAGUAGAGCGUUUAUUGUGACGCAAUAUCCGACGGAAGAGGACGCUGUUGACUUCCUGCGCCUGCUUAAUGAUCAUGAAUCUGACACUGUCGUCUGUAUGGAUCCUCUUCACGCGAUUGAUUCGAGUAAAACAUGGUUACCACGCCCUUCAUCUUUAAAUGCAGUACCCCCUUUCACCAUACAUAUUCAAAACAGAUCUGAAAGUGACCUUACCUGCACUACUCUUCACAUUCUGGAGAAAAAUAAUGAAGAGGAGGUUCAUACCGUGACAGUAAUAGAACCGAAGAUCAGCAUACAUUCUUCCGGAACCCCUCUUGACACAUCUCAACUUCGGAGUCUGGUCUCAGCCACACUAAAUAUUGAAACAGAAACUCCCAUCACAAUUGUUAGCAGGUUGGAUGGUGCAGCAUUAUGUGGGGUUUUCUGUGCCGUUCAUAACGUGAUACAACAGAUCAACAUGGAUGGUUGUGUGGACGUCUUCACUGCUGUCAGACAACUUCAAGUCAGAAGACCGGAGUUCUGUUCCAACCUCGAUGAAUAUCAUCUGGUGAAUAAAGCUGUUUGUGAUCAUAUUCAAUGCACUGGCACGAGUAUAUACUACAAUCAAUGAAAUGAAAUGACAGAUCUCAAGAAGGUCAAGAAGUGAACAAUUUACCCAAGCAUAAUCACGUCUAGAUUUGGUUUUAUUUAGACAGGAAAAAAAUACUUAAUUUAAAUUGGCAAUAUAUAGUUUGCAAAUGUGCUUGGAUAUCACAAUGUAUAAAGUGAUAAUUAUAGUAUCAAGGUAUAUGUAAAAUCGAUGGUUCUUGAAACUGCGCAUAUUUUGUUUAACAUGUAUUUUUAUUCUAUACAAUUA